Molecule: messenger RNA, 999 nt
Organism: Cucumis sativus (cucumber)
Lineage: Eukaryota; Viridiplantae; Streptophyta; Magnoliopsida; Cucurbitales; Cucurbitaceae
Product: ATP synthase subunit d, mitochondrial
Exons: 5
Coding region: 189-695 (168 amino acids)
Biological process (GO): proton motive force-driven ATP synthesis
Molecular function (GO): proton transmembrane transporter activity
Source: RefSeq, a predicted model, not a curated record
GAAGGAGGCCUGGAUUCUGAACGAGUCAUUUUGAGGCAAAAGGCAGGAGAACAAUAGACGCCGAUAUCUGUGUUUUGAGCUCUCAACAACGAAGGGAAAUCAGUUGCCUUCACAUUCAUUCUCUUCUUCUUCUUCUUCUUCUUCUUCUUCUUUCCUUUGCUAAAAUCUGAGAUACAAGAGUUUAGAAAAUGAGCGGUACCAUCAAGAAAGUCACCGAUGUUGCCUUCAAAGCAUCCAAAAAUAUCGAUUGGGAUGGCAUGGCCAAGCUUUUGGUCUCCGAUGAAGCUCGAAAGGAGUUCUCAUCCCUUCGCCGAGCCUUCGAGGAGGUUAACUCAGCCCUCCAGACUAAAUUCAGCCAGGAACCAGAGCCCAUAGACUGGGAAUAUUACAGAAAGGGAAUUGGUUCCCGCUUGGUGGACAUGUACAAAGAGGCUUAUGACGGCAUUGAGAUCCCCAAGUUCGUAGACACAGUGACUCCACAGUACAAGCCUAAAUUUGAUGCAUUGCUGGUAGAAUUGAAGGAAGCUGAAGCAAAAUCCCUAAAGGAGUCUGAGCGGUUGGAGAAGGAGAUUGCUGAAGUUCAAGAAAUGAAGAAAAAGAUCUGCACCAUGACUGCUGAUGAAUACUUUGAGAAGCAUCCCGAGCUGAGGAAGAAGUUUGACGAUGAAAUCCGAAAUGACUACUGGGGCUAUUGAUUUGGAAGUUAAGGUUGGUUGAAGAACCAAAGUUUCAGAAUUUAAUUUCAUGAAUCUUCCGGGACUUGUUUUGCUGCAGAUGUUUAGUCAGUAAUAAAACAAACCAGAUAGUUCCUCCGCAAUUUGGUUGCGUUUGCUUUCAAAACCAUGGUGACGAAAUUGAUUAGAGAAACUGAGUCUUUUUUUUUCCUUGAAAUGAUAUUGUGAGAGUUCCAAAUAACUCUUAAGGUACAUUAUCAUGGAGAAUGCAUUUUUUAUAUAAUAAGAUUAUAUUGGCUUUCUCUAUUAUUUUGAGAUCGAUAAA